GAAGGAAGAAACUCCUUAAAAAGGCGUGUAUACCAAAGGCGCAUUAAUACGACGGCUGGUGACGCGGCUGUUAAGAACACGCGGUAUGAGCUUUGCUGAGUGACAGAUCAACAACAUUUGACGUUUACAGCUUGACACAAACUACCAGAUAUCUCUAGUUCAUUUGCACUUGUCAAAUAUGUCUGUGUCGGACAUUAGAAAGUGGAAUUUGCCUGGGUGGCGUAUUGAACAAAGAUUCUCGCCUGGUGUUCUUAUCGGCAACUGGGCGGAGGAAAGAUACUCGUUUAAAAAGGGCACUGAGAAGCACAACAGUACACAUCGGAUUGACUUCCAGCCAUACGCAGGCCAUCACCCAGAUGUCAUCAUCAGAAGGAAUGGCAUGCUGCAAAAUGAGGGAUUACGGAAGGAGCAGCUAUUCUCCCACCACGGGGGACGAUACUCAAAUAACAUGAUCACAUGGUACGAUGAGCAGUUUAAUGGUCGAUGGCACGAGAACAAAUUUAUUCGUCCUCUGCGGGAAUGGAAAAGCCACAACCUUUCCUGGUCUCCGGAAAAAUCAGACUUCCCCCUUCAAGGUGAUCCAACAAACUAUGGUCUUCAUGGGAGACUGCAGCAAAAAUGGAAGGCCCAAAUAGCUGACGAAACCAAGGGGGAGUUUAAUUCUAUUUACAAUACAUCUUACGAACCUGUGGACCCCAAGUGCAUGACAAAGAUGAGGUUUGCAAAUCCCAGAGAGUUAUCAACAUCUUUACUGCGAGUGAACAACAUCAAUAAGGACUUAAGAUUCCGUGGGGCUCCUGUGGCCUUACGACAACCUGAAGCGGUUUGUCUCCCUUCUCUCAAAGUCCCAGACGUCUCGUGUUAAGUUAAAGUAUGAGCAGUCUUUAGUAAUAAAAAUGUCACCUGUAGAGAUGAAUCAGUCUGAACCAGAUUCCCAACUUUGAUUUUGUUCCUUGUACAUGUGCUUUGUUUGACUUUUUGAAAAUGUAAAAAAGAUAGUACAAAAGUAACAAGAGUUUUCGCCACAUAAGGAAUGUGUUUUUAUGUAAAUGUUUUGGUUGAUUGCUUCCAUAGCUCUCAUCAAAGCAUCACCCAGGAAAUUUUUGUAUUCUAGAACUGCUAUUGAUAAGGAGACAGCUCACUGCAUGAUAAUUACAGGCUCUUUGGAACUGUAUGCAUCUCAUAAAUUUCUUGUGACCUAAUAGCCAAAAGCAUUAGUAAUUUUAUGGUUAUAUUGUAUACCAAUGAUGAAAUUAUUUUUAAGUGAAGCUUUGUGGCAACUAUUGAAUGUAGGAAUAUUUUUGCUGGUAGAUCUUAGCAUCCAUAUUUAUUUAUCCAUUUACUUUUUACUAUUAGGUUUUGAGAAAUCCAUAUUUUAUGUAUCCAUUUAUUUGAAAUGUUAUUUGUUUCCCACAAAUAAAUGUUUUUGAAUACACAGGAAAAUUAAGGAAGGCCAUAACAUAUGUGUACAUGUCACAAGUUUUAUAAUCAGCUUUUACCAUGAUAUUUACUGUUUUAAUUGUUUUACAUUGCAUGGUAUGUUUAUAUUCAAAACAAUAAGCAGGAAUUUUUCGCACAGUAUUCAUAGAGGAAAACGACUCUCCUACAUUGGUAGGUGUUUGCUGAUUUUAAAACAUAUUGGACUAACACAUGGGCAUUUAUUAAUAUGAGGUUGUGCUUUUUAACAUCUCAAUUGGAAAUAUGCAACAAGUAUAAUUUGAAGAAAAAGAAAUCCAUGGUUUAAUUCAGUAUUAAUAUUUUAACAACAUGCCUCAUGUAAAUUAAUUUUUAUACAUGUAGUAUUAUGUACAGGUUUCAGUCCAUAUUGCUAUAGUAGUGUAGUCAUGUUUGUACUGAGCAUGUUAUUUAUCCAUCAGUAUUCACUUUACAAGCACUUGGGGAAGUACAUUGACAUAUUCAUUGUCAGGGGAAUACAUUUGUAUUUUACUCAUGUACUAUUGCUAUUUUUGAGAAAUGAAAUAAAGUUCAUUUGUUUA
Molecule: messenger RNA, 1997 nt
Organism: Liolophura sinensis
Lineage: Eukaryota; Metazoa; Mollusca; Polyplacophora; Chitonida; Chitonidae
Product: cilia- and flagella-associated protein 107-like
Exons: 3
Coding region: 179-865 (228 amino acids)
Biological process (GO): flagellated sperm motility
Cellular component (GO): axonemal microtubule
Source: RefSeq, a predicted model, not a curated record